Sphaeramia orbicularis (orbiculate cardinalfish) is the source of this 662-nucleotide messenger RNA. RefSeq names its product myosin regulatory light chain 2, smooth muscle minor isoform-like. The transcript is spliced from 3 exons. The record is from RefSeq and is a predicted model, not a curated record. Gene Ontology annotation, molecular function: calcium ion binding. NCBI's taxonomy places the organism in Eukaryota, Metazoa, Chordata, Actinopteri, Kurtiformes, Apogonidae. Bases 1 to 489 code for a protein of 162 amino acids.
AUGUCGAGCAAAAAGGCUAAGGGAAAGACCACGAAGAAGCGCCCUCAGCGCGCCACCUCCAAUGUCUUCGCCAUGUUUGACCAGUCUCAGAUUCAGGAAUUCAAGGAGGCCUUCAACAUGAUCGACCAGAACCGUGAUGGUUUUGUUGACAAAGAGGAUCUUCAUGAUAUGCUUGCCUCACUCGGGAAAAAUCCUACUGAUGAAUACCUGGAGGCCAUGAUGAAUGAAGCUCCUGGACCCAUUAACUUCACAAUGUUCCUCACAAUGUUUGGAGAGAAGCUCAAUGGCACAGACCCUGAGGAUGUGAUCAGAAAUGCCUUUGCUUGCUUUGAUGAGGAGGGGACAGGUUUCAUCCAGGAAGAUUACCUCAGAGAGCUGCUCACAACAAUGGGUGACCGGUUUACAGAUGAGGAGGUGGAUGAGCUUUUCAGGGAGGCCCCAUCGACAAGAAGAGUAACUUCAACUAUGUGGAGUUCACACGCAUCCUAAAGCACGGUGCCAAGGAUAAGGACGAUUAAAGAGCUAAACCAUCAUCUUCCUCUCCACCCCUCUUCCUCUUCCAUCAGCUAGAUGCCAGUGCUGCAUGUCUCGACUCUCCAGUAUGAACCCCAUUUAAAACAAACCAAAGCAAUAAAUAUCCACUGUUUGCUGUGACCUCCAGU